Molecule: messenger RNA, 5596 nt
Organism: Homalodisca vitripennis (glassy-winged sharpshooter)
Lineage: Eukaryota; Metazoa; Arthropoda; Insecta; Hemiptera; Cicadellidae
Gene: Mps1
Product: serine/threonine-protein kinase BCK1/SLK1/SSP31
Exons: 8
Coding region: 149-3586 (1145 amino acids)
Biological process (GO): mitotic spindle assembly checkpoint signaling; meiotic spindle assembly checkpoint signaling; peptidyl-serine phosphorylation
Cellular component (GO): spindle; nucleus; kinetochore
Molecular function (GO): protein serine/threonine kinase activity; protein serine/threonine/tyrosine kinase activity; ATP binding
Source: RefSeq, a predicted model, not a curated record
UCGUUCAAAUUUACUAGAGUACAAUGAUCGUUGUGUUUGUGGGAGUGAAUGUGUGAAGGCUUAAAACUUUUGUUUUCUGCAAAUUUAAUGUUUUGUGCGUAGUGAAAUUGUUUUCUCGUCAUAGUUUGCGUUUUAACUGAAUAGUAAGAUGUAUGAAAAUUUUAACACUGGAGAAUUCAAGAAGUCAGAGGAAGAUGAUGAUUCGGACACUUGGUCGUACUCUUAUCCUUCCUACUCAAGAUUUACAUUUACUGGCAAAACUAAAAGCCGCCUUGGAAGAAAUCACAACAAACCCAAUAGACCAGUAUUAAGCAAAGAUGAAAAUAAAGCUAAGGAAGAAAUCAGCUCAAACUUUUGUUCUGUGAACUCGGAAUACAAUUCUCAUGUAGGAGAGUCAUCAAGUAAUCAGCCUCCUAAAACACCUGGAAUAAGUUGGUUGAGAGGAGAUACGUUUCCUUCACAAAAUGCUUUUACACCUGGCUCUAAUAUGUUUAAGUAUUCAAGCAGUAUUCGUGAUAAUCACACUAGUGUAAAUGAUAGUGGAGUUGAUGUCUCCUCACAGUCAAACUUUUUUCUAAACUUGAAAAAUGAUCCAACUCAAAGUUCUAGCUGUAAGCGAAAUCUCGCAUUUAACAAUACACCUUUUAAGUCAGAAGAAAAUCGUGGAAAUACUUUGAAAGAACCAAAUCGAUUGCUUACUAAGUCAUCUAUUCCUAAACCAGUUUUUUCUCAAAGCCCAAAACAUGAGAACAAAGAGAAUACUUCUGAUGAAAAGAGAAGUGAAUAUAACAUUAAGAAGGAAGUGUCCCCUUUUGAUCCUUCUUGGAACCAGUUGAAGAGAAUUUGUGAUGCUGGUAUUUCAACUCUUCCUUUGAUGACAAAAUCUUCGGAGACUGGUUCAAUGAAUGUUGGAGUGAUAAGUUUCCCUGAAAAAAGUACAAGUGAUUCUCUAAGAUCUAAUAUAUUUCCUUAUAAGUUUUAUGAACGAACUAAUGAACUAAAGAAGGAGGAAGAUGAUUCGUCAAAUACACCUUUAGAUCUUAGCUCUGGAGAAAAUUUAAUACAUAGAAAUACUGGCAACAUAAGUCAUGGAUAUGAUCAAAUAGUAGAAGCUGUAGAUACAUCAAAAGCCACAUCUGAUUCUUUGUCUAACAGUCAAGAACAGCCAAACAAUGUAGUAAACAAUUGUUCAGAUAAGGAUGAUACAACCAAGAAAAGAGACACUGUAAAUAGUAUUUUCCCCAAAUUUUUAGUUCCUCCUCAUAAAAUAGCAGUUAAAGAUUCCUGUAGCAAUUAUAAUAUAGCAAGUAGCUCAACUUCUGGUGUAGAAACAGUUACAAAACCGCCUACUUUUGAGUUGCUCCGUCCCUUAAACAACCAAACACCAGUGGUUUCAAGUUCUUUACCUCAGCUUUGCUCUCAACAAUCGAAGACAACAUCUAGCCUUCAGUUGUCUCAAUGCUCAAAAAGUACCAGUCAAAAUGACAACAUCCCACGGUUUACUAUUCCAGAUGUUGUUUCCACAGAUAAGAGUGGACUUAAUACUGUUAAAACUAAAACAUCUCCUCUCAGUUUAGUUUCAAAAGAAGAUCCUUUGCCAAGCUUAUCUAUCAGCAGUUUUUCUUCAAUUAAUAAGUUUCCUUCUGAAAGGGUAUCUUCAGUAGAAUCUGGGAUUAAUGAUCAAAAAAUUAAUUCAAACCAAAAUCAGAUGAUUUCCAAGCACACUGAACAAGUCAAUCAGGUAAACACAGUUCCAUUGAAGCAACUUGGAAAUACUAUGUCUUCCAAUUCAUUAGUUAAUUCACAUAAUUUAUCAAGUAAGGUACCAAAUGCAAAUAUUCAAACUGCAAAUCUAGGCCAAUGUGUAGUUGAUGGAUGUGUUAUACCUAAAAUAGAGAAUAAAAUACAGCAUUCUGUAAUGUAUGAUCCACUUGCAAAAUCACUUUCAAAUAUGCAGAAGCAAACUGUUCCUGUUUCAACGCAAGCAAGUUUAGUUGAUUCAUCCACAGAUAAGAAACAUAGCCCUUCAAGUGAUGAAAGAAAUUCAGUGCAUCUUGUCAAUGAGCUACAGAUUAAACCAGUUUUGUGUAGUAGGAAGCAAUCAGAAGAAUCUAAAGAAGUACAAUCAUCAUCGUUAGGUCAUUACCUUAAUCCCAAUCAACAAAGUGGAAAUGUUAGGGAACUGUCGAAGUCACCUGAAAAUUGUCUUUAUGAGCAAAUUCAACAACUUAACUUUAAUUCUGAUAGUCACAUUCCAAAAAAUGAAGCAAUGUUGAAACAGAGUCCGCCGUCACAACCUCAUUGUCAAGAGCAGAGUAUAGAGCCACCUGAGAAUUCUUUGAGAAAAUCACCUGAUCAACAAAAACAAAGUGUGCCAGAAAUCAGAGAUCCCAUAUCUCUUCAACAGGCUGGUAGUACAUUUAAACUGCCCGAUUUCAAGCAGAAAACGUACCUAGCUCCUCAACAUGAUCGUCGGAUUGCAAGUAAUACAAAUGAUUUUCCACACUUGAAACCAGAAAUUCCACAGCAGAUAAACAGACCAAAUAUUUCCACUAUGAAAAAGCCCCAAAAUAGUUUCAAAAUGUCUGCUCCCCGUGGCCUUCUAUCCCGAGCCAAUGCAGAGCUGUGUGUCAACAAUAAAUCUUAUACGAUACUGAGCAUGCUUGGUAGAGGAGGAUCCAGUGAAGUUUACCAGGUACUGGACCCCAGGAGCUCAAAGUUGAUGGCAGUCAAGUGUGUGGACCUGUCUAUGGUGGAUCGCACUAUUGCUGAUGGUUACCUAAAUGAGAUAGAUCUUCUCUCUAAACUUCAGGGCUGUGCCAGUGUUAUAAGGAUGUUUGACUAUGAGUACAGUCAAGAAUACAAAAUGUUGUAUGUUGUGAUGGAGAAAGGCGAUACAGACUUGUCACAGCUAAUAAGAGAUAUAUCGAAAACUACAAAGAUUUCCAUGUCCAUGAUCAUAUACUACUGGACUGAGAUACUUACUGCUGUCAGAGACAUCCAUAAUCAAGGUAUCAUCCACUCGGAUCUGAAACCUGCUAACUUUCUGCUGGUGUCUGGUAGACUGAAGCUGAUAGAUUUUGGCAUCGCUUCAUCACAAGGAGACAUGACCAGUGUGGUCAAGGAGGUCACCACAGGCACGUGGAAUUACAUGAGUCCUGAGGCCAUCCGGAACACCAGCAACACUAGCAAAGGUUUCAAGAUCACAUACAAAUCAGACGUGUGGUCACUGGGGUGUAUCUUAUACAACUUGGUGUACGGCAAGACACCAUUCUCACACAUCACCAAUACAUGGGGCAAGCUGCAGGCGAUAGCGGAUCCCAACCACGAGAUCGAGUUCCCUGACGUCGGAGCUCCGGUUGUGCUGGCUCAGGCUCUGCGGUCCUGCUUCCACCGAGAUCCCAAACAACGGCCCACCGUCGCAGAACUGCUCAGCCUUCAAUAUCACGCCACCUGCGACACCAACCACAUAGGCCGCCAGCUGCUGGCCAUCCUGCCGCCAGAUUGGUGGCUCAGGGUGUCACAUUUGUUUCCUGACGUGAAGUCAAACCAUGACACUAAGACCAGCGAGGGUACUACGGACUGAGUGAAGGAGCAACUGUUACAGAAAGAUUCUUUCACUCUCUUUGUCCUGAGUAUUUUCAGUAUCAUUGAAUACUGUAAGCAGAGCAUAUAUUUUAUUUUAGCUUAGCUGUUGUAUUAUAGUGUACAUUAAAACAAAUAUUUAUACGCUCGUAUUUAGGUUAAGGUAUUUAGGCUCAGUUCUUAUAUGAAUACAAUCUGUCAAUUAAAAACAUUGUACAAUUUCAAAUAUAUAUUUUAACCAUGCAAAUUAAAAAUAACAUAAGUUGUCAUUUUAACAACUAAAUUAAGUUAAAAUAUUAAUAUCUAAAUUAUGUCUGUAAACCAUUACAGUAAAAGACUUGUGUAAAUCUUACAUUGCAUUUAAAUUGCUACUGUUCCUAUCCGUUCUGUAAUAUCUUUACUCAAUUACAUGUUAAGACAAAGAUCAAGUAUUAAUUUUCUAUACAUGAGUUUGAAAUGUCUAUUCUAAGAAUAUAUUUCAGAACAUACAAAAUACGUAAAAUAUAAUACAUAUGUAUGUGUCUUUCAUUCAGAUCAAUAAUAUCUGAUCUUCUAUUACUAUUAGGCUUAUCAGAAGAUUCUCUCUUUUUGUAUUUAAUUCUUAUAUUCAAAUACCAAUUAUUCCCAACCCUGAUGCGUUAAGGCAAUAGAUUGCCACAUAUGGCAAUCACACAAGGAAUUCAUCAUCAGACUGUUAUUGCUGCAAAUUCUAUUCAUCAUAGCUUAGUUUAGCUUAGAUCAAGUUUGAACUGGAAUGGGUAGGGUAUUGCAUAAUAUAUUACCAAAACAACUAAAAGUUGUUGAGUUGGUGAUGAUUACGUAUCAGUAAUUUACAGUCUUGAUUCAGCAAUGUAAGAAAACAAAUUAAAAAAGGGAUAUACAGAGUUGAACCUUAAUCAUUCAAAAAUCCUAAAUAAUUAAAUUUUUGUAAAAUCUCUUUGAAACUUCUCUCUAUCUCUAUGGAAGAAUGGUUUAUUGAAAAAUUAAAAUAAAUAAACAUCUAUGGUUAUUGAAGUCUCUUGGAGUAAUUGGAAAAAUGUAAAACUAGUAUUUAGUAAAACAACACUUUUACAAUAUUUUUAACUUUUGGACAUGGCCUUUCAGAACCAAAAGUUUCAUCGUCAGGUGACUCCUCAAAAAAAAUGAAAAAAAAGAAAAGUGUUUGUACUAACUACUAGUUUUAUCUCUAUGUUUAUUUAUUUUAAUUUUUAUAUACCAAAUUAAAGCAUGUGUGUUUAUGUAGUUAAAAAAUUUAAUCCCUGUUAUGUUACUGUAAUAUAUUAUAUAGGAAUAAACAUUUAAUACAAAUUAGAAUAUAUGAUUUUUAUGAGUAGGACAACAAGAUAAACUAUAUCCAAAAAAUUUUGAAUGUCCUUCUUAAUGCACUUAUAUUUUAUAUCUCAAAAGUUAUAUACAUAACUGGCUAUAUUUUUAUAUACAAAAAAGGCAAAAUGAAAACAAAGACACCACAUGUUUUAAUUAACAUUCUAUAAAGAAAUUUCAAUAAGGAAAGCAUGUGUAAGACUGAAUGUUUUAUAAUGUCAAACUUAUUUAUGUAUCAAAUAUCUUGACGUAUGCAUUAUUCAGAAUUUGCCACCAGAAUUUUAAUAUCAUAGUUAAAUUAUUUCUAUUAUAAUCUCAGAAAAGUUUAACGUGUGUUUUAUUUUUUAUAAUUAGUUUAUUUUGUAAGUGUAAUAGUUUUGUUGUAUAUUUAUAAAUUGAAAUGUAUGCAAUAAUUGUAUUAUUUUAUUAAUAUAAAAUAUAACUUUAUAACAUUAUAGUAAUUAUUUAUUUGUAGGUAAUUAGAGUGUACAAAAUUAAUAACAAAGAACUACUGACACUGCCAGUACUGUGUGCUCUGAAAGAUGAAAUCAUUUCUAAGCAGGUACUAAGGUUAUCUACAAGGUAUGAAAUGAAGGGAGAUGAAUCCAAAAAAACCUUACCUUAUGUGCGAUUGUGUUAUAGUGUUGAAUGGGAUUUCUGCCAAAAUAAAAUGUUUUGCUAAAGUUUA